This is a messenger RNA of Girardinichthys multiradiatus, 2012 nucleotides long. RefSeq names its product transmembrane protein 42-like. The transcript has 3 exons. The coding region runs from base 912 to 1280 and encodes 122 amino acids. NCBI's taxonomy places the organism in Eukaryota, Metazoa, Chordata, Actinopteri, Cyprinodontiformes, Goodeidae. The record is from RefSeq and is a predicted model, not a curated record.
GGCAUAGAAGGUCUUCACUGUGUAGUCAGGGACAGCUGAUGUGAAAUGGUUUUCAUAGACACGCUGAGGUCCACUAAAAGUUUGGUUGUACAUGAUAUAGAUCAGAUUUUGGGAUAAAUAACAUGGAAGCUGGUGGUGCUCCACAGCCUACAUUCGUAUUGUUGCUGGCCAUCUCCAUCCUGUUAUGACCACAGUGCAACCUUCUUAUAAUGGCUACUUUCAGCAGGAUAAUCCUCAAUGUCCUAAAGCUCAAACCUAAACGGGUUUCUUGAGCAUAAUGAGUUCCCUGUUCUCCAGUGACCUCCACACUCAGCAGAUCUCAACUGAGUAGUGCUCCUUUGGGAUAAGGUAGAACAUUGUGGAGAUGCAGCUGAUAGUUCUGCAGAAAACCGUGAUGCUCAGUGGACCCAGACUGAAAUCUUUGAGGAAUGUUUCCGACACCUUGUUGCGAUGAAGAAUUAAAGCAGUUCUGUUGACACCGGGUUGCUGGUGAGUGUAUAUUUCAUGGUUAACUGAUACCUUAGAACCGCUGGCAAAAUCGCUGCUCUAGGAUGAUGUUCAGUCAGUUGUUUUACUCUGGUAAAAUGUUCUUUACUUGAUGGGAAGAUGCAUUAUUACCAAGAAGACGAGAACAUGUCUUCACCACCAAACCUCCUCUGGUUUAAUGGAAGAAUAAAUGUGCUCAUCUACCUGACAUGCAGCCCUAAAUGAUCAGCAUAAUUGAACCAAUCCACCACCGUCCAUCGCUGCUUCUCUUCAGGCGUCAGUUUGGCUUUAGCUGAUACCUUCUAGUACAUUGAGAAACAUUGAUGCCUCUUUUCUUUUGUUUUCCAUCUUCUAUUUUCAGGACAUUCUGCUCUAAUGUCUUCCGUGCUCUCCAUUCUAGACUCUGCUGACUGGCACCAAGCAUCAUGUUUUGGGACACGCUGUUUAUUGACUUCCUGAAGGAAAUCCGGCGCUAUUUUCCUGACAAUCAGCUGUUUCCACAGCUCGUUAAGCUCCAUGUCCCCCUUCGGCUGCUGUGUGGACUCCUGCUGCUCACCUGUAACACUGUAAUGUGGACUAUGUUCUCCAAGGCUCUUCGUCACUGCUCUUCUUCAGCAAGGGCCACUGUCACAACCACUGCCUCCAACUUCAUCUCCUCUGCGAUCCUUGGGAGGCUCAUCUUUGGUGAGACCCACAGUGGCCUCUGGUGGAUCGGCAUCUCUCUCACUCUGUGUGGGCUGCUGGUGCUCCAUUCUGCAACACCUCACACAAAGGCUGAAAAAAAGGACAAAUGAUGGACGAAGGAGAGGCUUUGCUUGAAGCAUUGGUUGAACUUGUCAUUGCACUUUAAAUUGAGCAUAUUGUUUACAAAGCAGGGCAGCCAAGUAAGCAUUUUCAUGUUGAAAAUAUAUCUAAAUGAGUAAAUGUUUCACAGGCUCAACCUGGUUGAUACUUGGUUUAAACAUAAAAUGUUUUCACAUCUAGAAUCAGUUUGAUGUUUUUUAGAAUACCUGUUUUCAUCGAGACUCACUGGUUCCAGUGACUCUAGACAGCCCCAAAAAUUGAGCCUGAAUUGGCUGACUGAUAAGAUGCCAAAGGUUCAUUAAUUCAGCUAAUAAAUUACCCUUUAAAUCCUGAUCAGCAAAAUUAGAUGAGGUGUUUCUUCUUGUCUCAAAUUUGUUAGUGUGGUUUGUUGCUUACGUCUUUCAUCAGUACAUUCCUGUAAAUAAAGAUUGCUUUGAAUAAUACAUUUAUACUUUGAUUCACGUAGCAGCCCCUGGAGAUUUUUCUUUUAGCAGUUUAAAGCAGUUUCCAUUAGAGAUUAGAACAUCUUGCCCUAGGCAUAAGAAACAGAUUCAAUCCUGGUUCUUUUUCAAUGUGUAAUAGUUCAAUCAAUGGGAAAGAAAAAGUAAUUCACAUCAGAUUCAUAAUUAGAGGGUUUAAGUUCAGGUGGAAUAUAUGAGACUGAUUUACCUAUUAAAUGAUAUAGUAAUGGAAUUGAUAAACUGGUUCUCAUCUACGCUAAA